AUGUCUGGCAACAGUCACAGAGAGCUGCUGCUUCUGUUGGAAGCAGGCAGUGACGGCGUUCUAAACCAUGACGUCAGGUUCGUGGGUUUUGUUUGUGCUUUCAGGAAAACGGUGCGUGGCGAGAAGGGAGUUCAGCUCAGAAAAGAAAACCCAACAGAAACCGGAGUUAGAGAAAUGAAAUGGUGA
Messenger RNA from Prunus armeniaca (apricot), 186 nucleotides. NCBI's taxonomy places the organism in Eukaryota, Viridiplantae, Streptophyta, Magnoliopsida, Rosales, Rosaceae. The record is from the annotation of a GenBank genome assembly.